This is a messenger RNA of Dermacentor andersoni, 1191 nucleotides long. NCBI's taxonomy places the organism in Eukaryota, Metazoa, Arthropoda, Arachnida, Ixodida, Ixodidae. The record is from RefSeq and is a predicted model, not a curated record.
CUUUUCACGGGAACAAUGCCUCUGGACAUCACAGCAGGCAAGAAUUGAACAAUUUACUUGUACACUCCUAAAAAAAUGGCCUGCUUGAACUGCUAACACUUUCCUUAACUUUUCAGCGGCUCCUGGAGUACAGCCAGAUUUUUGCCGAAAGCCACCAAUGUUAGGUAUCUGCAGGCCGUUAAAUCAGUCCUGGUACUACGAUUCUGGAACUAACAGCUGCCAAAUGCUCCCAAUCGGCUCUUGUGCCGGCGGCUGCAACAUAUUCCCGACGGUAAACAAAUGCACUGCUAUGUGCAUGGGUGGGAAGAAACCACCGGUUUGCUUGCAAAAACCCCUUCUUGGCAACUGUGGAGAUACACAUCGAGCUUGGUAUUAUGACAGAAAGCUCAAGUUUUGUAAAAUGUUCAAGCAUGGCCUCUGCGGAAGUAAUGGCAACAGGUUCGAGACUGAAGGGAAAUGCCAAGAAGUGUGUCAAAUGUUCAAAAAACCAAGGCCCAUCUGCAGUGCGAAGCCGGCCACAAAACUUUGUUUUAACCUCAACACAAAAUGGUACUUCGAUGAGGAGCAAGACACCUGUCUGAAAUUUGACCGUGGAUGGUGUGCAAAAAAUGCGAACGGCUUCAUUUCUCAGAAAGUUUGCCUGUGGAGAUGCAGUUAUAAGCAAUCUUGCUUGAACUGCAAAGGGCCGAUACCACCAAAUGGCACCAGUCGUCCAAAUAUUCAACCACCUAAUACCAUCCAACACUCCAAUACCGCCCCGGCUCCCAAUGUCAUUCAAACUUCUAAUACCAUCCAACAUUUGAACACCUUCCAAGGAAGCAAUAGCUUCCAACAAGUCAAUAAUUUACUACCAAAUUCCAUUCCACCAGUCAAUACGUACACGUCAUCCGCUUCCUUACACUCAUCUAAUGCUAACAUGCCACCUAAUGCAUUCCAACCAGCCACUGUCACCCAACCAACUUUAAGCCCCGUACCACCCAUUUCCUUUCAGUCAUCUGGUACUUCCCUACCAUCAAGUGCCCAUAGACAAUGCCAUCAUAAUCCGCCACACAUUUUCCUAGCUCAUGAGAAGUCACUGCUGCAAAAAGCACCUAAGUAGAAAAGGUUGUUUGGGUGUAUAAUACACUGCAAUUUUAGUAAACUUGGAACGUACCGUUGGUGGCCUUCAAAUAAACAGUAUUGCUCAAAGUG